AUGGCAUACCUUACUCAGCAACACACUUACCCAAUGCGGUCAACAAACAAAGAGCCCCAAUGGGCAACCGUCUAUGACGAUUUGUUCAGCCAAUACGUGGACAUCGAUGCAGACGACUUCAAAUUCGGCACGAGCAGUUCAGACGAAGCCAGCAACAAUGAAACCAUCAACUCGAUCGAAGGCCACUUCACCGACAGUGGCGACAGCAGUUCCUCGGAAGCAGCGGCCAGACGUCUUUCAGACGAUUUCUGGGCCAGAACACUCGCCGUGCUGGAAGAAAGCGCCUCGUCUUUGGAACAACAGCAAGACGGCAAACAACAAAGAGAAAGCGAGCAACAAAACCACCGUCACAAUUUGUCGCCUGCCGCUUCUUUUUACAAUACAAAGAAUACUCCCCAUGCGGAUUUUCUCAGCCUUGGUGGUUUCCCCAGUCCUCACAUCUCGACUGUUCCAUCUUCGCCUUCAGNNCUGGAAGCAGCGGCCAGGCGCCGGAAAGCAAUCAAGUACCAGCAAGAACGCUCUGUAAGGACUCCUGAAAGACCUGUUGGUGUGACGAAGACACACCGUUCGUCCAGCAAGUCGCCAAAGAUGAUGUCGCCUUCGCGUUACAGGGCUGGAGCCCAAGACGCCUGGAUGGAGAGCAUCUACCAAACUCCCAACAGAAUGACCAGCAUGACUUUGCCUGUCAGAAGCAUGCCUUUGACUCCUCCCUCCAGCGGAAGAGGCAAACCUGCAGUCGGACUCGGCUUCCAAGGAUGGAGUGACAUUGACGCUUCGCCUUUCCAGCCAUUCACAAACUCCACUGAACAAUCAUCACCCUUUUCGAACACCUUCAACCAACAGAGUAUGCCCAGACAACUCUACAGCCCUGAAGCCUCUCCCCUCACCAGCCCCAGCGUUGAACGCGGAGCCCUGUUCGCCGAAGAACCCACCAUUUUCCGCGACAUCUAUUACGGACAACCCUCAACCACAGAUUGCUACAACAAGUCCGCCUGGAGCGCAAACUCUUUCGGAGCUGAGGACAUUUACGAGCCCUCUCCUACAUUCAGCCCAUGGAUGGCGAGUGAGAAGAAGGAAGCAGAGUACCAAGCCUCCCUGACCAAUUUCCAAGUCCACAACAGUCUGUUGCCAGCAAGUUACAAUGAUCCCACUUUAGCUCCUGCUUAUGCGGAAGAGCCAUUGAGUGGUCUGGAUGUAGCGGCGGAGGUUACUCCUUACUACACCACAAACGCUUACUCUACUACCACAAGAAGAGAAUCACGCACACCCUCGCCACCACGCAACCGCAUUGGAAAGCGCAACUCGUCCUCAAAGCCACACAGUCGCAAGUCCAGCUCGGAUCAUAAGGCAUCCAGAGCAAACAAGUCUGGCGGUUUUGUUAACUACACACCUUCAGACAGCGAGAAGCUGCUUACAGGUGUUGCGCCAUCGGGAAGCAGCAAGACGAAAGCCAGACGUGAGAGAGAAGCCGCAGAGCGCUGGAGAAGGUUCAGCCAGGCUGCCGCAAAAGCUGUCGCCGAAGCAGGUGGCGCACUACCUGAGGUUGCACCUGUAGCAAACAUGUUACCUCCUCACACUGACAUGGUCGAUACCGAAGCAGGAGGAAGUUGGACAAGAGCAUGA
Messenger RNA from Aureobasidium musti, 1623 nucleotides. The record is from the annotation of a GenBank genome assembly. NCBI's taxonomy places the organism in Eukaryota, Fungi, Ascomycota, Dothideomycetes, Dothideales, Saccotheciaceae.